UCACCUGAGACGGCAUCUCACAGUCUAGCCACAAACUGGGCGGAGCGCAGAGGUAGCCAUGGCGAGAAACCUGAUCCUCUACUGUGGCCUCGUGGCCGCCGUUGCCGUUUCGGUGCGAGCCGCUCCGCAAGACAAGCUCGACAACUUGGACGUGGACGAGAUCCUCAACAACGACCGUCUCCUGAAAUCCUACAUCCAGUGCAUGCUCGACGAAGGCCAAGGAAGGUGCACUAACGAGGGCAAGGAGAUCAAAAGCAGGCUGCCAAAAUUUGUGGCGACGGGAUGCGGCGACUGCAACCCCAGCCAGCUGGACAAGGCUGUCAAGGCCCUGAAGCACAUCACAGAGAAGCACCCUCAAGAGUGGAUCAAGCUGAAGGCCAAGUUCGACCCCACGGGCGAGUACGCUAAGAAGCAUGCAGAGACGUGGAAGCAGCGUGGCGUCAACUUCUGAUCGCUACACCAGUCAGGCUCCAUUCGGAGCUGUCACCAUUCUCGUACGCAACUCAACAGAAAAUUCUAUCUCUUUCCAGAAAGUUUGUGUUACUGUAAAUUCCUGUGACAAGUUCGUCUAAUUUGGUGACUCAACGCAAUUUCAUAACUUAUACUUGUUCACAAUGUUACAAUAAUUAUGAUCUAAAAUAAAUCCUCGUUGCUAAAUUUCGUA
Schistocerca nitens (vagrant locust) is the source of this 664-nucleotide messenger RNA. Its product is annotated as ejaculatory bulb-specific protein 3-like. The transcript has 2 exons. NCBI's taxonomy places the organism in Eukaryota, Metazoa, Arthropoda, Insecta, Orthoptera, Acrididae. The record is from RefSeq and is a predicted model, not a curated record. The coding region runs from base 59 to 451 and encodes 130 amino acids.